Messenger RNA from Penicillium taxi, 2802 nucleotides. RefSeq lists its product as uncharacterized. The coding region runs from base 1 to 2802 and encodes 933 amino acids. Lineage: Eukaryota; Fungi; Ascomycota; Eurotiomycetes; Eurotiales; Aspergillaceae. Gene Ontology annotation, biological process: regulation of DNA-templated transcription. The transcript has 8 exons. Gene Ontology annotation, molecular function: dipeptidase activity; zinc ion binding; DNA-binding transcription factor activity, RNA polymerase II-specific. The record is from RefSeq and is a predicted model, not a curated record.
AUGAUUGCCUCGACCAUCAAGAUUGAAGAUGUCCGAGAAUAUGUUGACGAUGUUAUCGCGACUUUAAAUGAAUCGCUUCGAAAAGUGAAUCACGAGCUCGCCUAUGAGGAGCACCAUGCUCAUGAUACAAUCUGCGACUUCCUAGAGACGCAGGGAUUCACCGUCAAUCAGCAUGCAUACGGCCUGGAUACUUCAUUCGAAGCUUUAAGCGGAUCAGAUGGACGACUUAUCAAUUUCAACGCCGAAUACGAUGCUCUUCCGGACAUAGGACAUGCCUGUGGCCACAAUCUCAUUGCUACCAGUAGCAUUGCCGCCUUCUUAUCCCUCUCCUUCAUUUUGAAAAAAUUCCAAAUACCAGGGCGAACUCAGCUUCUGGGCACUCCGGCUGAAGAGAAUGGCGGUGGAAAAGUCAAGCUCAUCGAUGCAGGAGCCUAUAAGAAUGUUGAUAUUUCACUUAUGGCGCAUGGAGGGCCUAAGAAAAUUUUCGCCGACCAGGAACCCUCAGAUGGAAUUGCGGGGACUCUCAUGAAUGCACGCAAGAAGGUUCAUUGCGAGUUUACUGGAAGAAGUGCCCAUGCAGGAGGCAAUCCUUGGGAUGGAAUUAACGCACUAGAUGCUUUAGUCUCAGCAUAUAACAAUGUUGCUGUCUUACGACAGCAGCUUCUACCCGAGCAACGUAUCCAUUGUGCAUUUAUGGACACACCCAAAGUAGCAAAUGUGAUUCCAGCUUAUACUAAGGCGUUCUGGCAAGUACGAAGUCCGUCUCUCAAGGGGCUCAACAAUCUUGCGCUCAAGGUGCGCAAUUGCAUCGAAGCUGGAGCACUCGCAACUGGAUGCCAGGUGGUUAUCAAAGAAGAAGAACUUUACACUGAAGUGCGCUUGAAUGAUACUCUGUGUGAGCGAUAUCAAAUCCAUAUGGGCGAGUAUGGCCGAAAGGUGAUCAAACGUCACGAUAAAGUCAUUACUGCAUCAUCCGAUAUAGGGAAUGUCAGCUAUGUGACACCCACUCUCCACACCAUGUUCGGUAUUCAAACACCGGACAACACCUUUCCACAUCACCCUGCUUUUACUGCAUCUGCAGGAACAGACGAAGCGCAUGCAGAGGCUGUGAUCGUGGGCUGCAGUACUUGCCGUCGACGCAAGGUAAAAUGCGGCGAAGAGCGUCCAACAUGUAGCCGCUGUCUAAAUCUUCGCCUCGCUUGUGAAUGGGGAGUUCCAGUGAAGCGUGGUCGUAGUGCACAAAUCCGACAUCUACAGCAUCUACAGCAUCUACAACCAGCUCCUGGUACAUCAGAGACAGGAGAUUCUCCUUUGAAAAUUUCAAGAAAAGUCAUUCUCAAUGGGCACUCUACAUUCUCUUGGCCAGGCGAUGGCGUGACAUUAGAAACACCCUCGACCACAGAAUUUUACCCACCUUUCACCCACAUCCGAAACUCCACGCCCCUCUACCCCGUAUUGGGUGGCUAUGAAAUCAUAUGCGCCAAUUCUUUAACGCUUACAGAACACGACCAGAAAUACUUUGCAUACUUCCCAGAAUCAUCCAUCAUUCAUUAUUAUAUGAAAGGAUGGCGUUGGAGCAGCUUCAACUACCUCUAUCAGAGCCCUGCCUCAAAUAAUAAAGUGAUUAUGCGGAUGAUCAUAGCUCUAUCUGCCAGUGAUAUGCACCGGUAUGGUCUUGUUGUUCGCUCCCCCGGUCGACCAACGGCCGAAGACCAUGGCCGAUAUCAUUAUAGUCUGGCUGUUAAGGAGUUCCGACAGCUACUAGAAACUCCCCGAAGAGAUGUUUCUGUGGCUGAGCUGGAGAUGAUUUUCGCGACAAUGUUUUUGAUGAUCACUUACGAGUGGCAGUUUGGCCACUCUGUACGCCAUCUUCAACUCCACUUGGAUGGUGUGCGUUCUCUUCUUAAGUCACAUCCGCAGUUAUUUCGCCUGAAGGAUGUCAAUGACGCUUUCUUGGCUGAACAUUACAACCUCCUCCCUGAUGAGAAAAAGCCCGUUUCCAAAGUCUCAUUUAUUCCAGAGCAAUUCCUUUUAUGGACUUUAUACAUUGACGCAAGUUGCCGACCCAUGGGGCUGACAGAAUCCUUAUACGAUUAUGUCAUGCAAUCAAACAACCCAGCUCUAUACCCGGACCAUCUACAUAAAUGUGCUCGUCUUUGGGGCCGAUGUUUCUAUGGUGAACAGUAUCCCGAUCAGGAGGUUUUGGACGACAUCGAAAACUAUCGGGCUUUAGAGCUAUUGCAUGCCGGCAUGUGCAUGCGAUAUCAAACUAUGAAGGUACUCAUGAAUCCAAGGGCUGGACCCGAUUCAAAGGACUCUAUCUUCCGUGAGAUCAUGUCCACACGAGAUCGAUUCUCCGAUCUCUUCAUCACCGCCAGAUUUGCCGCUGGCGUUUCAGCUCGACGAACGCUGAACACUAUUUACAUGGCGGUGUGUACAUUCUACGCGCAAGUUCUCCUUCAUCGACGCCUUCUCUGUCCAGAAAGUCUUCCCACCUCGCUCCACCGGCAGGCCACAACCGGUAUUGUGGAUAUUGCUUCUAAGCAAUUCGCUUCCGACCCUCGUCUGCUACGACGCCUCCACUGGGCUCUUUUGACAGCCAUUAUUGAAACAGAUAACACUAAUCACCGCCUGUGGCUCCGAGAACGCCUUCUAGAAUUUCGCAACUAUCAUUCGGAAUACAUGUGGGCUAACGAGAUCGCUGAUCAGAUUCUGGCGCGGCAGGACAUCAGCAAGGGCUGUUAUGUGAACCUGGCGGAGCUGCUCCUUCAACGGCUCAAUGAUGUACGAUUUGUACAAUGA